Messenger RNA from Ophidiomyces ophidiicola, 609 nucleotides. RefSeq lists its product as uncharacterized. Bases 1 to 609 code for a protein of 202 amino acids. NCBI's taxonomy places the organism in Eukaryota, Fungi, Ascomycota, Eurotiomycetes, Onygenales, Onygenaceae. The record is from RefSeq and is a predicted model, not a curated record. The transcript has 4 exons.
AUGAUGUCAGGUGGGAAUGGCCAUUCUGAUGGGGGGCACAGCACCCUCUCAUUACUGCCAGCAGCGAAAUUUGGUGCAACGAGUGGUGCCGCUGGCCUUCUGUAUGGCGCGACUUCCAGUGUUAUCAAAGCCCAUCGACACCCAGCAAUCCAUGCCAUCUCGCAUGGUAUUCACUGGUUUGCAUUUGGCACCUCUUUCUGGUGGAUGAGAAGCAAUAUUCUAAAUAUCCAGUUUGCGAAGAAGCCAACACCGAGGGAGCGUAUCUAUGCCAGCGCAGUUGCAGGAGGGCUAUCAGGUGGCGCCGUGACUUGGUCUAUUUACAGACGGUUUUUGCCUGGGCUGGUAGUGUUUUCUAUUGUGGGAGCUGUGGGGCAGAUGUCACUGAAUGUUGCAGAUGACUGGCAUUCACAACGAGCAAAUACGCCCCAAAGGCCACUGCUGGAACGUCUUGCUGAAUCAAAAUGGAUGCCCAUCAAGACACUGACAGACGAAAAGUACAAAGAUAUGCUAAAUGAAAAGUUGCUUGGUGUAGAAGUUGAAAUUGCUCUGAUCGACGAGCGAAUCGAUGAACUUCGGGCAUCGCAGCUGUCUAAGACUCAAGAGCGAUAG